Messenger RNA from Mugil cephalus (flathead mullet), 2972 nucleotides. RefSeq names its product histone-lysine N-methyltransferase PRDM9-like. Gene Ontology annotation, molecular function: protein binding; histone methyltransferase activity. NCBI's taxonomy places the organism in Eukaryota, Metazoa, Chordata, Actinopteri, Mugiliformes, Mugilidae. The transcript has 7 exons. Gene Ontology annotation, cellular component: nucleus. The record is from RefSeq and is a predicted model, not a curated record. Bases 156 to 2822 code for a protein of 888 amino acids.
UAUAGCGAAAGGGGACUUUAUUUACUUCCGGGGAAACGUCGUUUGGUGUCGGGGCAGUUUGAGCUGAGCUCCAUGUGCUAACAGCUAAAUGCUCUUAGUUUGGGACUGCAGUCCAAAAACAUAAGGCCGUUUUGAGUCGAAUAGAGUUGUUCCUCAUGUCUGGAAGAAGUGACGGAGCGCAGUGGGUUGAAACAACCGAGGAGGUUGUUGUGAUAGAGGAGUGCAACACCCCGACAGUGAUAAAAGUUUUGGAGUCAGCAGAAACGCCAAUCCAGAAGUUACUGGACGCUGUGGGACAAGGAGAAAACGCAGAGAGUGGGAGUGGAUUUUAUUGUGAAGAGUGUCUGACUCUCUUCCAGGACCAGAGUGAUCCCGAUGGCAUUAAUGGCCCCUCUUUUGUUCUCGACUUCCCAACGAGUGUGGGCGUCCCCGAGAGGGCCCUCCUCACUCUGCCUUUUGGCCUGAUGAUAGGCCGAUCCAGUAUUCCCAGUGCGGGAGUUGGCGUCAUAAAUCACGGGCCAACAAUGUCCCCUGGAAUGCAUUUUGGACCAUACGAGGGGGAAGGGAAAAUAAUGGAAGAUGCUUUAGCGAGUGACUACUCCUGGGAGAUUUUCAAAGGCAAGGAUCAGUACGAGUACAUUGACGCUGCCAAAGAAUCACACUCUAACUGGAUGAGGUACAUCAACUAUGCUCGCAAUAAAGACGAGACAAAUCUGUUGGCGGUCCAGUACAAAGGCAGCAUCCUGUAUCACUGCUGCCGCACCAUCCACGCUGGAGACGAGCUCAUGGUGUGGCCCAGCAGCAAACUUCUCACCCAGUUCAGUGGAGCUUGGACCCAGAUGUGGCGUAUGAAGCUGAAAGCAGCAGAGAACAACAUAUCUGCGGCAUCUCAGAUCUUCCAGUGCGCCGACUGUCGGCUCUCCUUCACCACAGAGUCCUUCCUCCAGCGUCACGCAGAGUCCCGUCACUCCCGGCCCGAGGCGGCAGCCGAUGAUGAAAAUCGCGCGUCCUCGGCCGACUCGGAUCAGGCCGCGGCCUCCUUGGCCCUGUUGUCUGUCAAUUCGGCGGCGUCCAAAACGUGCGGCGAUUGCGGGAAGACUUUCAAGCAGAUCCCUCACCUCAGGAGGCACAAGCUUUGCGUGCACUCGAACAAGCGGCCCUACUGCUGCCCGCACUGCAGGCGAAGCUUCAGUCAGGCGUCCGGCCUGAUCAGGCACCAGCUGGUUCACAGGAAGCAAGAAGUCGACCCUGAUCAGAGCGCAACCCUUGAAGAAAAAGAAAGCUCGACACCCGUGUCAGAAUCUGUAUCGGAGAAAAUAAAUGAAAAAGAGAACGUGGAAGAAGAAUUUAUAGAUAUGAAGGAAACUGCAAACACUUCUAAAGGUAAAGCAGAAACAUCCCAGUUUAAUUGCUCAGACUGUGGUAAGAGCUUUAUAAAUGAAACAUCCCUCAAGAAACACAAGAUGACUAUCCACGAGAGGAUACGUCCGUACGUCUGCGCCGUUUGUCAGAAAUGCUUCGGUCAGUACAACGACCUGGACCGGCACCUGCAGUCUCAUCACAAGCAAAGCAAAAGCCCGGGGAAAAUAAAUGCCGCUCUGCCCUUCAGCUGCGCCGAGUGUUCGCUGACCUUUUCUUCCGUGGACGCCCUGCAGCAGCACAUAAGCGAGCAUCGCUCAAACGCCGCCGCACGGCACGGAGUUGAUCCCGAAACGGUUGAGUCCGUCCAGAAUCUUCCCCCUCGGAGGCCUCAGCGACUUGGAGCUAGAUCCAAAGUUUCCGCCAUAACCAAACUCAUAGCGCCUAAGCGGAGAGCGGCCAGUCCCGCUCGAGCCGAGAGUAACUCCGCCGAACCCGAGCCUCCCGCUGCUGCCGCCCGAAACGGAAAGCUGGGAAAAUACAAAUGGUUCUGCUGCAACCGCUGCAAACAAACCUAUGGGAACCCGGACGAUCUGAAAGCGCACAAGUGCACUUUGAGGCAGCACAAGUGCGGACAGUGCGGGGCGACCUUCAGCAAGACCGGCUUUCUGAAAAGACACGAGGUGACGGCACACGCCAAGGUGAAAUCUUACAGCUGCGACCGCUGCGGCAAAGUGUUCACGACGUGCGGAAACCUCAAACAGCAUCAGAAGAGCAACACUUGCAUGAAGUACCACUGCACGUCUGAGCUCUUCCCGUGCUCCUUCUGUCAGUUCUCCUUCACGCUGAAGAGCUACCUUAUCAAACACAUCAAGAGGCACCACCACGUCGAGUACGUGUCACAGCCCGAUUCGACAAGUCUGGCGGAUCAGCUGGAGGAGGAGGAGGAGGAAGACAAAGGCCAAAAAGAAUGCCCCGUGUGCGGGAAGAGCUGCGCGAGCACCAAAGAUCUGAAAUCUCACACGUGCUUCAGGAAGCUGAAGGUCAUGUACCUGUGCACGGACUGCGGGAAGGGCUUCACCAACCACUACGGCCUGAAGCAGCACCAGCGCAUCCACACGGGCGAGAAGCCGUACAGCUGCCCCCACUGCAGCAAGAGCUUCUCGUACAUCGGCCAGCUCAACGUGCACCUCAGGACUCACACGGGGGAGAAACCGUACCUGUGCACGCACUGCGGCGAGAGCUUCCGGCAGUCGGGGGACCUGAAGAGGCACGAGAGGAAGCACACGGGAGUGAGGCCGUACAGCUGCCCGGAGUGCAGCAAAGGCUUCAGCCGCCUGCAGAGCCUCAAAGCGCACCAAAUGCUCCACCAGGGACAGAGGAUGUUCAAGUGCACUCAGUGCGGGAAGAGCUUUUCCCGGAACUAUCACCUCAGGAGACACCAUCAGAAGAUGCACAUGUAGCCCGGCCGUCUUCAGGAGCUGCCGAAUACCGUGGAAAUGGCUCCCAGUGUGAACUAAGUUGUGCUAAACACAUUGUGAAUGUCUUGUACAUAAUAUUAUUUAACAAUCGUAUCCAGAAGAGGUUUUUGUGUUGAUAAUUAAGUGUGAUUG